Messenger RNA from Malaya genurostris, 2359 nucleotides. It is a transcript of the gene PIG-B, whose product is annotated as GPI mannosyltransferase 3. Gene Ontology annotation, molecular function: alpha-1,2-mannosyltransferase activity. The transcript is spliced from 3 exons. The record is from RefSeq and is a predicted model, not a curated record. Gene Ontology annotation, cellular component: endoplasmic reticulum membrane. Lineage: Eukaryota; Metazoa; Arthropoda; Insecta; Diptera; Culicidae. Gene Ontology annotation, biological process: GPI anchor biosynthetic process. The coding region runs from base 272 to 1819 and encodes 515 amino acids.
UCGUCUGCUCUUCGAGGGAGUCAGUCAUCGUCGGCGAUGUGCUCCUAAUUUUUUUUAACAUUUGUUAUUAUUUUGUAUAAUUUUGGUCAAAAAUGUUUGAUAAUUGAAUAACAGCAGUUGUGACGAUUUUGAAGACCUAUUUUGAAAUGUGAAAAACGCUUGAUUCGUUGGUGAAAUUCUGAAGUGAAAAUUUGAAAAUUUCGGAAGCACGCUUUUGUGGCAUCCUCAUUAGUUCAUUCAAGACCGGAUUUAUAUCGGGCCGCCAAAGAACAUGUUGAACAAAAUAUUGCUGCUUUUUGUUGCUCUUCGUAUAGCAUCAGUGUUUAUCGUAAGGACCUGGUACGUUCCGGAUGAGUACUGGCAAAGCUUGGAAGUUGCACAUCGGUUGGCAUUUGGAUACGGCCACCUUACCUGGGAAUGGACAAAAGGCAUCCGCAGUUACGUAUAUCCGGCUUUAAUAGCUGGAAUAUAUAAAUUUCUCGCAUUGAUUAAGUUAGACUGUGUUGAGUUGCUGGUCCUGCUGCCUCGCAUCCUCCAGGCAUGUCUAUCGGCAUAUUCGGACUACAGGUUCUACGUAUGGUCAAACAGGAGCAAAUGGUCAGCUUUUGUGUUAGCAACUUCUUGGUUCUGGUUUUACACAGCUUCCCGUACACUCGCGAACACCCUUGAAACUUCCCUCACAGUUAUAGCGCUUAGCUAUUUCCCGUGGGCCUCCGCGGAAAGCACAACUUUCUUGUGGCCCGUAGCGCUCUCGGUUUUCGUUAGACCAACAUCGGCUAUUCCGUGGAUUCCGCUAUGCUUGUAUCACGUCAAAAAAUCCUCACAUCCAGUUUGGGAAUUAUUGUUGAAGCGAUAUCUUCUGAUUGCUUUCACCAUUGGGUCAUUUUCAAUAGCAGUCGAUAGUUUCUUGCAUGGAUCUCUUAUCGUUUCGCCGUAUGAGUUUCUCCGUUUUAACAUUAUAAAAGGAAUUGGAAGUCUUUACGGUGAACAUCCUUGGUAUUGGUAUUUCAAUGUAGGAUUACCCACCGUUUUAGGGAUUGGAUCUAUUCCGUUUCUGUUUGCUUGUGUGGAAACAAUUCGUCACCGACAAGUAUAUAAGGAACGCUCUAUUCUGUUAGCUGCAAUUGUAUUUACUUUGUUCAUUUACUCGCUUUUACAACACAAAGAGUUUCGUUUCAUACUACAAAUUCUACCGCUAUGUUUGUACGUGUCGGCGGAUCAUUUAUCAAGAUGGAGUAGAAAAGCUUCUGGAAAAUUGGUGUGGUUUGCAGCGAUUGGAAUAUUGGUCGGAAAUAUUAUUCCUGCAGGAUAUCUUAGCGUAGUUCAUCAACGUGGCGCCCUGGAAGUGAUGUCCUCACUGCAAUCUAUAGCACGCAACUAUAAAGACGAAUUCGAUCAGCCAGCCAAAUUAAUCUUUCUCUUGCCUUGCCAUACAACGCCGUUACAGAGUCAUAUCCAUCACAAUACCACAAUGCGCUUUCUGCGUUGCGAACCGAAUUUCGAAAACGUAGACAAUUAUGUAGAUGAAGCAGAUACUUUCUACAAAGAUCCGAUGAGUUGGAUUAGAAAAAAUCUACCCGUCCAUCCGCGUAGUGCUUUACCGACUCACGUGGUUGCAUUCGAUAGUUUGGAACCCAAGAUCAAGGACUUCCUAUCAGUUUAUAAACAAAAGGAAUCAUUCUUCCAUUCGGAUUUUACAACUGACAAGAUUGGAGCUAACAUAGUUAUCUACGAGCGGUUCGAUCCUACAAAAGCUACUACAACUGCCGCACCACCAGUACAAGAAGAGCAGCCUGCCGAGCAAGACGUAGAAGGAUAAAUGCAACAUAUUUAAUGUUUUUGAGUGACCUUUUUGUUUCCUUUCCUUUUGGUUUUAGUGCUAGGUUUCUAUGAGGAGUUGGAUUGGUAACUAAUGUCGGUGGCGAGAAGAACGAAUGAAAUACAAGGCAAUAAUAAACUUUUGACGAAAGUUUAGCAAUUUGAUUAUGUUAAGAAGAAUGGAGCUAUAAUAAAAACGUACUUUAUUUUUAACGAUAUUAUAUAUCAAUUGACUCCUUCUGUAAAGAAUAAUUAGCUCUAAGGGGCUAUGAUUGUGUAACAAACUGCCACGUAGUUUAUAUGAAUUAUAAUUUCACAAAAUCGAAAUAAUUUUCAACUGUUGACUACACAAUAAUACAAUCCCGGUCAUUGUGUAGCGUGUAGAUAUACAAUGAUUGUUGUAGCUUAGCAAUGAACCAGCGAUACUAAAUUUUUUAGAACUGAGCUGCUUUUAUUUUGUAGUCAAUCAUGGAUUUCUAAUUUUUCCUGUUCAGUCCUUCGAAUUUACCAAGUUUUACAAAAUAAAGUGUUCAUAUUUUGA